Molecule: messenger RNA, 855 nt
Organism: Polychytrium aggregatum
Lineage: Eukaryota; Fungi; Chytridiomycota; Chytridiomycetes; Polychytriales
Exons: 1
Coding region: 196-687 (163 amino acids)
Source: RefSeq, a predicted model, not a curated record
GUCGAUGUGCCGCACUUGUCGGCGUCCAGAUCGAAAUCCAUGCUCGCCGCCAACGCGACCGCCAUCGAUCGUUGCUGAGUAGCACUUGAGGGACGAUCGAUCCACGCACCGACUGCCGAGACUAUCGCCCUUGGUUGUCUAAGCCUCUGCGGUACCUUGAGCAAUCGACGAGACCCAUCCAACACUGAAGCCCCAAUGCGUUCAGCUCCUCGGUGGUCGCAUUGGUAUCUGCCAGAGCCGAGCUCUCGACAUCGAUCCGACAGAGCGCUGCCUCUUUGUUUGCCUCGAUCGGUCCGGCUCCGUUUGGCUGCAGCGGUGACUCCGUCGGUGUCCGUUCUUCUUUCCUCGUCGACUCUUUCCGGCGAUGAGGGAUUACGGCGAUCCGCUCGCCCGCCUCCAAACGCUCCGCAGCUCGGCCAACGAGCCAACGAGCCAACCAAGAGUAUGCGAUCGCCAGAAGACAACACUGGCCUCGCAGAACGAGAGGAAGGAGCAUGGCUCUCACCUGGUUCUUCUUCGGAUGUGCUUGAGAACGAGAGCGAGAGAGCAAGUCUUGAGACGGGCGGAAUGUGGAUGCCAGUCGGAAGGACGAAGCGGAAGGGGGGGGAGUUGGGCUACUCUUUUGUUUUUUUGGCGGGCGUUAUUGAGGUCGAUGGGUCGAGUCGGAACAGCGCAUACAAUAAAUGAGGUCGGAUCGAGGUUGGAGAACAGAUCCAGGGGCGGGAGUGACUGCUUUCUGGAUUCGUUCAGUUGUUUAGUUGUUCAGAAAAGAACACUGUCUGGGGGAGGAGAGGGCAGACGUGCAGGACAGCGUCAGGAUGCGAUCGAAGCAAGCUCCAGGUUUGUCGACGAGGG